Messenger RNA from Rhopilema esculentum, 5445 nucleotides. RefSeq lists its product as uncharacterized. The record is from RefSeq and is a predicted model, not a curated record. Lineage: Eukaryota; Metazoa; Cnidaria; Scyphozoa; Rhizostomeae; Rhizostomatidae.
UUUACCUUCACGCUUACUGUAGGUUCCCUUAUUCUAAUUGGAACACAUUAUGUCUUGUCUAUUUUACAUCUACCAACAGGGGUCUGGCCUUGAUCUUUACAAUUGCGAGCUUUUGAUUUUUUCCAAUAACAAAUGUAUAAAUGAGAAUUCUAAGGAAAAUUGUCCAGCAAGCGCCCCAUUAGUUGCGGUCCCUGUACCACAAUGCUGUCAAAUAUAAUUUUCCAAAAAAUGCUUCAUUAAAUAGACUUCGCAUGUAUGACAUUUUAUAUCUCGUACUGUUGAAGAAAGCAAAGCAGAAAAAUAUUCAUAAAACGAUACAAGGUGCGUCAACUAUGAGAGGGUCGAAUUCUGCAUUUCGUCUGUGUCAUAGCAGAAAUUGUGCAAAACGCUGGGCUUUUCUGAGCUUACAGGUUGCCACUGAGCUAUUGCGAGGAAAAUAGCAAAAUUUAACCUGAGUUUCCAACAGUAUUAUUACUUCUAUGAAACUACCACUGCGGACCAAUGCAUCGAAAGCGCUGAACAACAAGGAGGAGGUCGUUUUGAAAUUCGACUCCAGCUUAAUUUUGGAAUGCAAAGGAAACAUUAGAUGAGACCAUUAAUCAAUCAAGAAUUCGCCAUCAAAGAGGAGACUAGUAACGUUUUUUGCUGUCACUGAUCUGCGAAGAUAGUUGAAAAAUUUUCUUAAAUGCGAAAUGAAGUAAAGAGAAAACCUAUUGGAGAAAAGAUAUGAGAAACUAUUUGGCACCUAUGAAACACACCAUCUGUCUCGUUGUUUUGCUUUUCGCAGCGUGCCAAAGAAAAAACUAUGCUUUAUCAGACUAUGGAUUUGAAGUCCACGGCAGAUCCGGUUUCAUAGCUAGUCCAAACUUUCCGCAUCCUUACCCGAAGAAUAUCUCCUGCCACUGGAACAUCACAGUCGAAGAGGGGUUCACGAUUUACAUCACAUUUCUAGCUCUGAACUUGGAAGCUAGCAUAGGCUGCACCAAAGACAAUGUCCAGGUCCGUAAUUCUACCACUGCUCCCUGGGAAAGGUAUUGUCUUAGUGACCCAGGUCUUAUUUCAUCAGAGUCCGGAUGGAUGGAGAUCAAAUUUUCCAGCGAUGCAAAAAAUGAAGAGAGUGGAUUCAACCUUACUUGGAUUGCUACUAAACCGGACUCAACUGGUCCUUCAACUUCCCUUUCUGGUUCCCUUUCUACAACGCAAGCCUGUAUUGAACUACCAAACUUCACUACAGUCACCGUGUCAUCAUGUGAAUUGCAAUCCAGUGAUGUUGUUCCGCAAAUCUCCUCGCCAAGUCUUUAUGCUAUUUACUCCACAAUGGAAAGAUGUGAGUGCUCGUUUGCUGACGUCACGAGUGCUCCAAGCGCUAGUUCUGAAAUCGGAAUAGACCACUCAAAAGUAGAUGCUCCUACUACUCUUCUGCUUGCAAAGAGCAUCGUAUUGACCAGUGUAGAAAGCCCUCUUACGUAUUCUAUCGUUAACACACCAACAACAGUGCAGUCUGCCCCUCAUGAAAUCAACAUCAAUCAAACGAAGCAGGAAGUUAAGAAUAGUUUAGCUUCAAGAAUUAAUUCGCCUAUGGAAACAAGCGGAGGAACCUCGAAACUGACAGGGAAUUCUUGCUUCAAAAGGGAAGCUGAAAGAGAGAAUACAUCAACACUGAUUGUUGCAUUUUCAGCAGCUGGUUCAUCGCUCUUUCUUAUUGCACUGAUUAUUAGUUGUUUGUUAUAUAGAGAAAAAAGAGCCAAUAGAAUCGAUACCCAAAUACAAUGACUUAGGUGCUUAACUGGCUAGCAAGAACAGCAAAGAAGAACGCUUUUUUCGGCAAGACGGGCAGGGGGGAGGGGGCAAAAAUAAAGUGUGUGCUUCCAAACUUCCUGAUCCACUCUCACCCUCGUGUUUUUUGAGGCUGUGAGCCUGUUACCUAAAGUUUAAAGAUGGCAUUUGCAAACAACUAUUUUGUGGUACAGAUUGUUUUCAUUAAUGUGAAGUAUCUACCAAAAUACCCCAUUAACCUUAAAUCUACCCCAGUAUCAUGAUCAUACUUUUUCAUGGAAUCCUCUUUCUAGGUGCACGUACUUUAUUUAAGAUCCACCCCCUUCAAAAGAUAAAAUAAAUUGCAAAGUAAGUCGAGGAUUUUGUUCGGGAGAUGAAUCAUGCCUGUCUGCCAGACAUGCACUAGCCCCCGUUUUGGGGUCAUUGCACAUGCGCAUUAUCACUUGAAGCCUUGGCAGGAAGUUCAAAAUUUUUGUGGUCGCAGACAGACACAAUUUCAAACAGCUGUGCGAAUUCUGUUAUUAAUGCGCAUGUGCUAUGACCCCGCAACACGGAUUGGUUUACAAUGGUAUUGUUUCGAAACAGAGGACUGAUAGUUUCGUCUCCCGAACAAGAUUUUUAUAUUGUGAAUGUAAUUUGUAUCUCGAUGUCAACCCAAUGUCAUAGAGAGUUGUAUCUGAACUUACUUAAAUGUAAUAUAAUCAUUUAUCACUUUAUUUUGGUUGCGAAUUAAGGCUCUUAUCAUAGUAGUUCUUAUCAAUACCUUGGUCUUCUUAAUUCAUAUAUCUUGAUUGAACGUCGUUUUACAAGAUUUAGUAAUUUUCUGAUAAGGUUUAUAUAAACAUGGCAUUUUAUAUUAUUGUAAUAAAUGCUGUCAAACAUAGUCAAUUUUGAUUACGCAAGUGAGUUGCGUAUUAGAGAGUGUGGCAGUAAUUAAGAGCACUGUCGGAAAUGCUUAUUUCUGCUUUUUCUAUGACAUAAGAAGAUUGUAUUAUAUUGCAAUGAUCUUCUAGUGGGGGUAAUAAAUGCAGUUAUUAUCAGCUUUUGCUGGCGCAAUAAACAUGAGACUUUCUGAAAUUUUUAUUCUUUCAACAAAUACGAUACUUACUUCAUUGUUUUCUACAAUUCUUUUCUCGAGACUAUAUGUUGCAUACACGUAUGACCUUUUUUGUAACGGUAAUUUUUGUUUCAGUUUUUUUAAUCAACACAGUAAGAAUAGCGUCCCGUCAUCUGCUUUGUUUUUAUCGCCAGCAUUUUGUCCCGGGGGAGGGGAGGGGGUACUCCCAUUAUGACCUAACAAGGGGUCCAGUCAGGGUCGAGGAGGGCCAAAGCGAAAACGUUAACAUUUUUUCUCUCAAAUAAUAGCCUAUUUUAACAAUAACCCUCAAAUAGUAGCAUAAGGGCUGAAAUUAUGUCUUCGGUAUUAGUCAUUCCUCGGUACGCGCCUGGUACUUCUUUGACAAUUUUCUUCAACAUUGACUGUUGUUGAUUUGGGAAAGAUAAAAUUUUGUUCAUUAUCUGUAAUAAAUCACAAGCUAAACCAAGACCUUUUGUUAUUAUCGAAAUAUUUGGUAGCCAUUUGGUAGGACCCUAAAAUCGACUGGACCCCCUGUCAGGACCUAAUGAGAGUAACCCCCCCCUUGAGCACAAUAAUUAGCGACGACCCUGCUGCGUUGGCAAUCAUGUUGGAAAUGAAAGCUGAUAAUGACGAUGGGCGAAGGUGAAUAUGUAACCAAUUGAUGAUAUCAUGUUAAAGUUGGAAAUAAUUGUAAAAAGGCAGGGGAAGUCAACAAUUCUUUACGUAUUGAUGACGAACAAAGUCUAUAGUUUUAUGUAGGUGUAAAACCCGUGCUUCAAAGAGUGUUUUUGCUGUUGAUGUACAAUUUUUUUGAAUUUGCGUAUUAGACGAAUUUGCGAAUUCAGAAAGGUACCUCUGGGAUUAUAGAGCAAUUUUUAUGCCUUGUUUGUCUCUAGAGGUUUUUGCGGGUACUGCAGUAAGCUUAAUUCUCUCGAGAGCAAAAGAAAAAAGACAUCAAUAAUCUUUUUAUAAAAGAAUGCGCCCCAAGUUCACAGCAAAAUUAAGAAGCUGAGCAGGAGCCUACCCUUUGGAAUCCCUAUUCAGUGUAACUAGAUGCAAAGUGAGGCGAGUUGGUUUUGUGAUGUUUGAGAUGGACGUGAUUUUAUCGUGGUUUGAACGAAGUCAUUCUAAAGCAUGUAGGAUAAAGAACACAGUAAAUAAUGGCUUAAAGCAUCAUAAAGGUUUGUGGAAAAUGUUUUUCAAUCUUUCAUUUGAGUUCUAGAUUAAUUGGUUAUUUACGCUGUCAUGCAAAUGGUGCCCCUCGUGUCAAAUAUGCACUUUAUGUGUCGAAUUUUCAAACUCAAAAAACAAUAAGAAUACAGUCAAAACUGUAAGGUCAAUAUGAUGUUGAAUUCGGCAAAUCUUCUUUUUUGAUUUUCACACAAUUUAAAGUUACCGACUAGCAAUUAAUAUUGGUUUUCAUUGAAUUGACCCCGCCAUCAUAGGCCUACCAGAUUGUAAAGGAUAUUUUUCGCGGGGAGCGCCAGAAUAAUAAAUGUAUUUUCUGACUAAUGAAUUGUUUCUGAGAAAUCAUUUCGAAUCGCAGGAAUUUCAGAAACUUUCUUUAAUUUACUUAUUUCUUCCUUCUGUAACAUUUCUAUUCCUGAUAAUUAAGUUCUUUGUCUGGUAAGGUCUUGAUUUCCGGACGUAGGUGGUUAAGAAAUAUGAUAAUUGAUUCUUUUUUCAAUUAUCAAACUUGAGAAGUUUUAACAGAAUCAAACCCAACUUUGACCACUAAGAAAACAUAUUGAAUACCAAAGGGACAGGAGUGAGACCGCGCGACAAAAUGUCACAAAAGGCCAUUAAAAAAGGCCACCCAGUAACCUUGCCUAUCUUUUCUUAUUUCUUACUUCUUAUUUCUACUUCUUUUUCUUGUUUUUAUUACAUUCUUCUGUUUUUCAUUAUUAUUAUUAAUUCAAUUCCAAAAGUAUUCUAGAAACUUGUAAUUAUUCAAGGUUCAUGAUUAGAUGAAAUAAAAAUGGAUUGCUUUGUAACGAAAUUCAUCGCUUCAUAAUGAGACGCGGUUAUUGAUGAGAAAAAUGCAAAUUAUUAUUACGAGAAAACAAUCCGCGUGCAAGUAGACAAUUUGCACGUCUUGGAUUAUUGGAAGUAUCGUGGAUUGGAAAGAUAAUGCGCGGGUGAAAGGACGUUCUAAUAAUGCGCGGGUACCCGCGGCAAAUAACGUUACAGUCUGAUAGACUCAAACCAAAACGAAGCUCACAUGGUCAAGUGUAGGCGAUUCCCUGGGAAUCAAGGCUGGCUGCACAAACCUUGUAAAGUUUUCUCCAGUUAGAAUCAACAGGUACCUUCUUGAAUACACAUGCAAAUAGAUUCGUAACACUUUUUAAACUUUAGUUUUUACGGAAUUGAGUAUAAAAUACGUAGGCAAUUAGGUUUGCGAAACAUCAUAUUCAAACUUGAUCAGAAUCUCGCCUUUUUCGUUCUGGUACAAUCAAGGGGUUGACUUCACGAGAAUCGGACUCAAAUCCUCGUGUUUGACACUGUGUGCACUCCUUCGUUGAAUGUUGUACGCUUUCAAAUUGCACGGCUCCAUUAUCUAACCUGUCAAUUUUCAUUGAGCCUGUAUUUUC